Messenger RNA from Morus notabilis, 967 nucleotides. RefSeq names its product protein FAR1-RELATED SEQUENCE 5. The coding region runs from base 95 to 841 and encodes 248 amino acids. NCBI's taxonomy places the organism in Eukaryota, Viridiplantae, Streptophyta, Magnoliopsida, Rosales, Moraceae. The record is from RefSeq and is a predicted model, not a curated record. The transcript has 3 exons.
CUCUCCAGUUCCAGUUGUUUCAGACGUCAUGUACGUAGUCAAGAGUUCCGAUCUGAAUUGCUAAAAUCCCACAAAUUUGGCUUCAAAAAUAACAAUGAGUUCUGAAGUUGGUAUAGGCAAUCAUGAAGAGAUCAUUUCAGAUGAUUCAACUGAGAUUGAUCUUAAUCUUGGCAAUGAUAGUGCAAGAGUAACUACUACUGUCCAACAGGAACAAGUGCCUGAUGUUGGAAAAGGCAAUGAAGAGAAUUGUUCUAAAGAUGAUGAGUCUAAUGAAGUAAAUAUUGAAGAGCCAUAUGUUGGUCAGGAGUUUGAUUCUGAAGAUGCUGCACAUUCGUUUUAUACCGCAUAUGCAAUGCGUAUGGGCUUCAUUGUUCGCAUGGACUGCUUGCGCCGUUCAAGGGAUGGAACCGUCAUUAAAAGGACUUUUGUUUGUAACAAAGAGGGUUACCGCCGUACUAAUAGGUCUGACGAGAAUAGCAAGAGGCCGCGCAAGCCCUUUAGAAUGGGUUGCAAGGCUAAGCUCUCUUUAAGGAGGCUCAGUACUGGGAUAUGGAUUGUUACAAAGUUCAUCAAGGAACAUGCUCAUCCUUUGCCCGGGAGCAAGGGUCAAAAUGAACUCAACAAUGAUCAAACUCUGAAUGAGAGUGCGAGGAUUAAAGAGCUAACUAAACAGCUGCUUCGUGAGAGGAAGCGGUCUGCUUCAUUUAGAAAGAUUAUAGACCUCCUCUUCAGUCAUAUUAAGGAGCAUACAGAAGAACUAUCCAGAAAGAUCCAGUGCAUUGCAGACAAGGUGAACGAGAUCGAUUCUAUGGGCAAAAAUCAUCAGGAAACUCGCAGAUAGCCUUAUCAUUGAUAUGUAAAUCACCAAAUUGUUUAUGUCCAAAUUGGCUUCAUUAGUUUCUUUUUGAAUUAUUACCCCUCAAAUCUCUACUAUGAAGCUGUACUUAGAUUUUUUUUUUUUUUUUUU